Pelobates cultripes (western spadefoot toad) is the source of this 8628-nucleotide messenger RNA. NCBI's taxonomy places the organism in Eukaryota, Metazoa, Chordata, Amphibia, Anura, Pelobatidae. The record is from the annotation of a GenBank genome assembly.
CUGCAAGUGUGCUCACAUUGGUAAGAUGACUAUCACCACUUUUAUAUCCUCAAUAUUUAGGUACUUGUGGUUAUAUGCUUCAUGUAACAGAAUUAUAAAUUUUAACAAUUUCUGCAGACUUGACUAGUAUCUUGCUAAUGUUUGCUGCAAUGAAAAACUGUAAGGUAGUGAUAAAUAAUUUUACUAUCCAGAAAGACUUGGAGGCAAACACAGUUUUAUUUUUUUCAACCACAGAAUAGACUCGCAUUAACAAGCAUAAAAGGUUUUUUCCCCCCAUCACCCAUUACAAUUGUUUUUCGUUAGUAUCACUUUAAUCCACGAGGUGGCGCCCUUGCUGGCAUAACUGAUGUGAAAUUGAGAACUGAUUUCAAACUUCAUAGAUCGCUUAGAAAGCGUGUUUCCGAGAGUGAUGCAAGUGGAUAAAAGCGUUAAAAAUAGCUAGGGGUCUAAAUGUAUGCUCGAUUUAGGAAGUAGACGAAUUAGUAAUUACUACGUAUUUUUAUUUUGAAAGGGAAAUAUUGAAUUUUUUGUGUUUCCAAAUCACUAACUGCAUAUAUAAGAUAUUACAUUCACAUACAUUUUAAUUACAUCUUACCACGUUUGGAUAUAUUUAAGAUCCAUGUAAUGGAUAUAUAGACUGAGAGAGAGAGAGAGAGAGAGAGAGAGAGAGAUAAGAUAGAUGAUCGAUAGAUCGAUUUAUAGAUAGAUAGAUAUACAGACAGACAAACAGAAGAUAGAUAGAUAGAUUUAUAGAUAGAUGAUAGAUAGAUAGAUAGAUAGAUAGAUAGAUAGAUAGAUAGAUAGAUAGAUAGAUAGAUAGUUUAUGGUUUAUUGUGAUGUCGGACAGAUAGAUAAGAUGGACAGACAGAUGACAGACGGACAAACAGAUAACAUUUUUUGUUUUAUUGUGAGGUCAGACAGGCAAACAGAUAAAAGAUAGAUAGUUUGUGGUUUAUUGGGAUGGUGAUGUCAGACAGAUAGAUAGAUAAGAUGGAUAGACAGACAGAGAGAUGGACAGACUGACAGUUUAUGGGUUAUUGUGAUGUCAGACAGAUAGAUAGAUGAUAGAUAGAUAGAUAGAUAAAUGAUAGAUAGAUAAAUGAUAGAUAGAUAGAUAGAUAGAUAGAUAGAUAGAUGGAUAGAUAGAUAGAUAAAUGAUAGAUAGGAUAGAUAGAUAGGUAAAUGAUAGAUAGAUAGAUAGAUAGAUAGAUAGAUGGAUAGAUAGAUAUUGAGAUGUCUCCAGUGCAAAUCACAAUAGUUGGUUGGAUGCAUAUGCAAACCACUUAAAUAUAAUGCAUAUUUAGCAAGUACACUCCAUCACAUAUAUUUCACAGCUGGGAGGUAUAAAUAUGACGUUAAAGCAAACAGAGUGAAAGGUUUUCCAAGUUGUAUGUUUGAAGCAAAGGGUAUACUUUUAGAAACUUGUCAAAAUGAUUUUCAUGAAUGUUUUUGAACUAUAAUGUGCCAUCAUCUGGACUCUACUUAUACAACUGCAGAAUGAGCUAAGCAAACAGUUCUUCAAUAAGAAGGGAAAGUAAGAUGACCAGAAUGAAAUGUAUGUGAUGCCUUAUGCUGAGUGUCUGUGAAUGAUCAUGUCAGUGGUAUUGUACAGUGUGUCCAUUCAUUACUAUUACUUAUGGAAGGACAGAAAUUUCUGCAGCAUUGACAAAUCCAGGAGAUAAAGAUGAAGAUAAAGCCAUUGCAGAAUAAAAGAACAGAGGACCCUGUCAGUGUGCUUAAAAUGUAGCCUUUACAGUACUUUGUACAAAGUGCUUAGCAAACUGGCUCAUGAGCUGACAAUCUAGUGACUCUAGUAGAGUUUUUUUUAUACUAUACUGAUAUAUAUAUAUAUAUUGAUCUACACCAUCAGAGAGCUAUAGUAUAGAUAUAUAUAUUAACAGUGUCCCAUUUGGGAUAAAUGCCCACUGUGUGAUCAAUGCCAUGUGCUGGUUACAUUUCUUGCCAGAAAUUUUCUGUGUGUCUCGGGCCCAAGUUAUGGUAAGGUAAUUGAGGGGUAGAUUGCACUUUACAUUGCACACAGCCAUUAGUAUAUGUGCUUAUACUUCGAUCUAUAUAUCUGAUAGCAAUUUGACUGCUGAGUUUAGAAAAUGAAUACAUGUAGUGUGUCUAGAUAGAGGAAUAAUCCAUGGAUUUGGAUGGUGGAUCAAGUAAGAUUAAGGUGGAGAAGUAGAAGUGUGCUUCCUAUUACAGACUAAUAAAUAACAUACCAGUGUGUUUAGUGUGUCGUAUAUAGGGAUAUUUACUGAAGUGUGGAUUAUUGAGAAUCCAAAGUUAAUUCAAACUUCAAACAAUAGCCAAACUGAAACCAUUGCUCUAAUAGAGAUUUUUUUUAAAUCUGUUCAGACCUAAAAAUUCCAAUUCGGUUUGAAUUCACUUUAAAUUCCUUACAAUUCAUACUUUAGUGUAUAUCCCUAAGGGAUAUGUCUGCCUUGGAUUUUGUAGAUUACAGUACUUGAUUUGUCAUGGAUCCUGUGCCUGGCAGAGUUUAUCAAUGAAAGGUGAAAACGAGCGCCAAAACCACUGCAGCUGGUUGUAGUGGUUAUGGUGCAAAAGGGUAUAGUAAAGUCCUUCUAAUUCUGCUGGUUCAAAUGGUUUGAUAAGCCUGGGGUGGUUCACUGGUACCAUGAGCCGCCUUCUCUACUGGAUGCCAUAAUAAAUAAGUGAAACCACUCAUAAUUCAUACAAAAUAAUUAUGCAGUCAGAGGCAGUGUGAGUAGUGACAUCAGAGGACCAAUGUUAACCCUUUGGGAGAGGCUGGGACACUUUUAACCCUUUCAGUGCCACAGUAUUGACACAGGAUCAAGUGACAAUUUUAGGCCCAGAUGAUUUGACAUACAUCUCAUUAUAUAUGAGUGGGAGUUUUUUUCAUAUCACCAAUUUUAAGUAUGAUAUGACACACACAACUGCCACAUAUAUUAAUACAGGAUAGUACUAGGGGGGCUUUUCAGUAAAUAACAAAUUUAAAUGAUUUGACACUAACAAAUUUAAUUCUAAGAGGACUGUUUACCAAUAGUGAACCAUAGAAUUGACAUACAUAACAUGUAGGCUCUAAGAGCUGACAAGGAAAAUAUCUCUGAUUGGGGUGAGUUGCAGACUGUAUUUCAAGCUUGGUCAGUGUGGACAUCUAAUAGUCACUUCACCACAAUUGCCUGUUUAGUAAAUAUAUCUCUUAGAUCAGUAGGUGUAAACUUGUCACACUCUCCAGAGGGCUAGUCACCGAACCAAGAAUUGAUGAGUAUUAUAAUAUUUAGGCCAAACUAGUUAAACUAGAGAAAUUGUCGAGUUGGCAUAUUUUCCAAGUAUGCUAUAUUUGCUAUAUUAUAUGCCAUUGUACAGCGCUACGGAAUCUGAUGGCGCUAUAUAAAUAAUAAAAUAAUAAUAAUUUGAUUGAAAAUUAAAAUUCCGUAAAAAAUAAAAAAUGUAAAUAAAUAAAAUAACAAUAAAACAAUCCGAUUUAAUGAAUGUUCAUUUAAAACUUUGAAACUGGCUACAAUUCACCUUUGAGCAAGCAGACUCACUGUAGCUGUUUUACACUAGAAUGUACAGUUAGCUCCUCACACAGACAGUACAUGCAUGUUUUACUGUAAAAUAUUAUUAUCACACAGUUAUCUCAGGACAUCUUCCCUAACUCCAGCCAUCGCAGAAAACCCCUUUCUCUGUUCUUCUGAAGCUGUGGUUGUAAAUGUUCCACCGCACAGGGCAGCCAGACACUUUCCAAAACGGAUCUCAAAAACUGCCUCACUGUUUGCUGCUACAUUUAGUUUCCAGCAGACACUCAAAGCACAAAGUCAGAUUCCGUGAGUGUGAGCUAUUUUUUUUUUCUCCUUCCUCGCUUGCGGUUACAAUGAACAGCCUCGAGCAAAUUGGUAUUUUUUUUUUUUUUUUUUUUACUGUACAUCUUCGGAUCAGAUCGCUGUUUCCGAAGUUUAAUUUUUCCGGAAGGUGUCCUAUAUAUGGUGCAUAGAGGAGGUCCUGGCAGUCCCGGAUCUUUGCCUUUUUAGGUGAGCCCUGCCUAGACCGGAAUCCCUUGCAGAGGGUGCUUGCACUGAGGAAAUCUGCUCCCCAGGGUCCCCCCUGGUGUCAAACCCCCUUAAUGCAUUCAUUUAGUGGCAAGCAUUUAUUGCAUUGCGCCAGGCUCAGCGCGUGCAUUGCGGCUGCUGCGACGCAACGUUCCAAAAAAGCUGCAACAAUGUAUCACUGUAUCACAAACAAACCCAUUCAUCCCCUAAACCCCGCCCACGUCCCCCAUUCAUAGCCUGGCAAACCUAAUGCAAAUCCCUGACGAUUGGAUGGGCGGGGAGCCCAGCCCCUAUUCCUCAGUCCUUAUAUGGGCAGUGACGUCGCCAGCAUUCAAAGCUAGUGAAUAAAUACUUAGUGCAACACUUUCCAUUUACUGAGCAGUUCAAUUGAUUAACAGCCUCAGCAAAGGAUACUUGUUACAAUAACACUACUACAACUGCUUCUUCACUUCAAACUAAAGAUCUGGGACCAAUGACAACCUCCCAUGUUUACUCUUUUUUGAUACUUUGCUAGUUUGCCUUUUUUUUUUUUGCACAUUGGAUUCAGUUACUUACAGUGACCAAUAAUAAAAAAAAAAAGACUUCUAGUUUCAUAGGAGUUUUGAAGGGAGUUUUUUUUGGCUCAGGAGGAUUCUCUGGGCAAAAGGCAGUUGAUGAGAUGAUGACUGCCAAAACUGUGGAGAAAAUCCCAGUGUCAAUAGGCAGUUUUGUACAUCAGAUACCAGACAGCAUGUAUCCUAUGGAUGAGUCGACUUUGCCAACAUCAGUUACUUUCUUUCCUAAUGUUGAUUUGGGAGGACCAUUUGACCAGAUGAGCAGUGUCACUGGAGGUAAGUCAUUUCCUAAACUGAUUUUAUUCCCCUGCAUUUAUAUAGUCGCCAGGAUGAAUACCUUUGAGGGAUGCUAUGCUCAAUACUGAAUAUUUUAUGUUUCCUACAGGUAAUAUUUUAUAGACAUAGUGAAUGGGUAGGUACAGGGGUGUAAAAGAUAUAGCUUACUGACAUUUACUUUGCAUUGUUUUUCAAUAUCUUUUUGUUCGUGCUUUGCCUACUUUACGUUGACUUUAAUACACAUUUAGAAUAGGUAACACCUAUGCCAUCAUCUAGUUAUGGAUAUCUUAGUUAUUAAUGGAUCUUUUACCCUGGUGUAGGUUUUGUACCUCAAUUCUUCAGAGAAGUUCAGAGUCUGUGGGGCUUAUUCACUAAACAGCGAGUUCUAGCGAAUAGAAUUGUAAAAAUGUAGAAUUGAAAAAAAAAUAGAUAAAAUCAGUCAGACUGCGAUGUUAGCUGAAUUGAAGAAUUUUUUUUCAAAAGUAUCUAUUUUUGCAAAGCAAUUUUCAAUUCCCUACAACUGGCUGUUUAGUGAAUAAGCCCCUUUAUGUAUUACCCAGGCUUGUUAUCUCCUGGUCAUGAAAAAAGGAAAGCAUCCAAGUGUUAAUAAUACUUUUAUUUCAACAUAAACCAGCAUGUAUCUGAUAUAGUGAAGGUAGGUUUAAACCUGUGAUGUUAUGGAGAGAGACCUCAUGAGAAACGUGUUACAAUGAAAAGUCAUUUACAUAUAUAACUGACAUGCAUUAAAAAAAUAUAUAAGAAAAAAAUCUAAACAAUAGUUGUUUUUUAAAUUUUCAUUUACAGAUGGAAUGAUCAGCGUCGAUAUGAACAGUGACAAGAGAUCCCUUGAUCUACCUUACCCCGGCAUCUACCCUUCUACACCACGCAACCAGACUUUUACCUACAUGGGCAAAUUUUCCAUUGAUCCCCCGUACUCAGGGACCAGUUGGAAUCAUGAUGGUUUCUUCAACAUUGUCAGUGCUGGGAUCCUGGGAAUGACAUCUUCACCUACAACUUCCUCCACCGCUUCAUCUUUGUCCCCAAACCCUCUGUCCAACGUGAGCUGCAACAUGACCCAUAAUCAGAAUGAGGUGGACCACCACAUGUACCCAACACCACCACCACCCCCUUAUUCCAGCUGUGCUGAGAUACCUGUAUAUCAGGAUUCAUCCUUCCUCAGUACCUCCACUGGGACAUCCCUGUCCUACCCUCCCCCUUCCUAUCCAUCCCCUAAGGCAGGCUCUGAUGGUACCAUUUUCAACAUGAUCCCAGACUAUCCUACCCUCUUUCAGCCUCAGUGCCAAAGAGACCUCCAUAAUAUGCCAGACCGCAAGCCCACCUUCAACUGCCAAAGGGACACUCUCAUAGUGCCACCACCACUCACGCCACUGGCUGUCAUCAGCGAGUAUAGACAAGGAGGCACCAAAUCUGAAGCUUCCAGGAUGCCAAGCGUCUACAGUCCACAGAACUUGCCACUGCGACCCAUCCUUAGACCCAGGAAGUACCCCAACCGUCCCAGUAAGACCCCAGUGCACGAGAGACCAUACCCAUGCCCGGCAGAGGGCUGUGAUAGACGCUUCUCUCGUUCUGAUGAACUAACCAGGCACAUCCGCAUCCACACCGGCCACAAACCCUUCCAGUGCCGCAUUUGCAUGCGGAACUUCAGCCGCAGCGACCACUUGACCACCCACAUACGCACUCACACCGGCGAGAAGCCCUUCGCUUGCGACUACUGCGGCAGAAAGUUCGCCAGGAGCGACGAGCGCAAGAGGCACACCAAGAUCCAUCUCCGCCAGAAGGAGAGGAAGAGCUCGGCGGGCGGCACCACGGCGACAUCUAGCGGCAGCACAGGGCACGACCGCGCUUUAAGCCUCAGCCCACCAUCUACAGGCAGUAUCUGCUCUGCUAGCUCUAACAAUGGCCAGAUGGGACUGUGCCCAACCAGGACUGCAUAACAAAAAUCUCCCAAACCCCAAAACCCCAGACUUUAUUAAUAUUAUUUUUACUAGACAAGGUGAACAACGAAAGAUCACUGCCAGUCAAAGGCGAAAAAGCAUGAAGACAUUUUUUUUUUAAAUCCUACUAUUGGCACAGGGGCAGCCAAGUUACAAAUAAGUUUUAUGUUUACCAAGUGGUUAUAUUUAUCACGUGAGUUAUAAAAGCACUAUAAAAACCCAGGUCUUUUGUCCCAAUCUGCUACUAAGCAAAAAUGACUACCACUACAUGACCCCAUAUCCCAAAAAUCCAUUUAUAUGGUUUAUACAUAUAAAAUGUUAUGUGCAAGAAAGGAAUUGAGAAAUCAAUAUAGAUCUAUCUAUCUUACACAUUUAAAUAUAUGGGUACUAGAGUUAUAGAGUGUGCAGUGCCAAUGCAUAGGUAGUGAAAUUUUACUUUAACACUUAAUAUGCCAGUUGUGAAGGGCAAUUUUGCAUUGCCCAGGGAGAGUGUUAGAAAUGGUGUUAUGUAACUCUAAGACAAAAUUAUAAUUUUUCUUGCCAGGUAUACUUUUUUUUGUUUUUGUUAUACUGACAGUAUAUAGAUUUUUUUUUUAAAUUCCUGGUUUGCUUUCAGGAAAAUAUGGGUGACAUGGUGACUUUGAUGGGUGUUUUUUUUUUUGGGACACCUGCAGUAGCCAUAUAACUGUGCACUUUAUAAGCUUCAGGACUGCUCUGGGCCAGCGGUUUGAUAUGAAGAGGUACUUUUGGAAUUUUAACGCCUAUUUUGGUUUUCGACAUUUUCUAACUAAUAAUGACUAUAUUUAACCAAUACAGUGUGACUAUCACAAGUGCUAUCUGAAGGUGCAAUUAUCAUAUUAAGCACUGAUGAGGUGGACGGAAAGUUUAUAUAUGUUUCUAUCAAUACAUGUCUAGGGGGUCUUUUCACUUCCCCAAUGAACUGUUAGAAAUAGAAAAUCAAAUUUGUAAAAUAAGGCCAAAAUUGCCAAGUUAGAAAAAAUGUCCAACUCAGAUAUAAUCCAAACUUGGCUAUUCUGGUUUAAAAUUGAUCAAAUUUAGGUUUAUAUUUAACACCGUGCACUGCUCAGUGAAUAAUCCCCUACAUGUAUAUUUAUAAUUACACUUUAGAUUGUCUGUAUAGUUGAUCUGCACUGUUCUCAGAGCUAACAACCUUGAAGUAGAUUUAAAGUACAAUUUGUGUUAUGUAAUAUAAAAGCCAGAGGAGUUAAUUUAUUUAAGAAUGUACAUAGAUUCUAUAUAAUGUUAGAAAAAUCAUGCAUCAAUGUUAAUCAGUAUUCUUGGUGCCUUGUGUGAUGACAGGGUGGGGCGAGCUGUGGUCCUCUUUCUGCCAUUGAUCUGCAACUCCUACCAUCCCCAGCCAAGAUUGGUAGGAGUUGCAGUCUUACAAUGGAGCAAGGGUCACAGAUUGUGCAAACCUAAUGUAGACACUCUUCUCUUUGUUUGCAUGUAUAUACAGGUUGCCAAUGCCUUAUAAAUGAGGAAAAUGGUCCCAAGCCACAUAUAGUAUAGCUGUACAUUACUGCCAAUAAAUAUUUCACAUUGUUUAGAAUCUCUAUUUUUGUACGCACUGUUUUGUGACUCAGAAGUGAUAACUUUGUAGUACAGAUUUUAAAAGACAAUGGUUACACACACAAAUCAUACUGAUGGGACUGAUUUCUCAACUGUUAACUGAAAAACAAUGUUAAGAGUAUAUGUUUACUUUAUUACUAUCCAGCCACUAACUGGAAUUCAAUAAUGAAAUGUACUGAAAUUUGGUCUGUAAAUAAAUAUCUUUCAAUUAUA